This is a messenger RNA of Centropristis striata (black sea bass), 846 nucleotides long. RefSeq lists its product as uncharacterized. The record is from RefSeq and is a predicted model, not a curated record. NCBI's taxonomy places the organism in Eukaryota, Metazoa, Chordata, Actinopteri, Perciformes, Serranidae. The transcript has 6 exons. Bases 3 to 701 code for a protein of 232 amino acids.
CCAUGAAAAGGGACGACAACAUGAAUAUUAGUCCUGAUGUCACACAGGAAGCUGCUCAGAGCUCAGUUGAUUUUCCAGACUCGACUUGUUUGUCCAUGAAAAGUGACAACUCCAUGAGUAUUCGUAAUGACUUUAAAAAGAGAAGUGCUGAGAGCUCAGUUGAUUUUCCUGCCUCGUCCUGUUUGUCCAUGGAAAGUGACAACUCCAUGCAUGUUGAACAACUCUUUAAAAAGGAAGGUGCUGAGAGCUCGGUUGAUUCUGAGAAAUCAUCAGACUUUCCUGCCUCGUCCUGUUUGUCUUCGAAGAGUGACCGUUCCAUGCAUGUUCGUAAAAAGUUAAAGAAGGAACAUGCUGAGAGCUCAAGGGACCAACAUGGCUGUUCAGAAUCCAGCAAGAUGGAUGGAAAUGCCAUAUUUAAGCUGGUGGAAGAACACAGCGUGAACAUUUUGCUGAGUGAGCUGAAAAGGUAUAAAAAGAUGCUCUUUCCACAUCUGUCACAAUCUGAGAAUGAAAAACAGGAUGAAGAUAAAACACAAGAGACGAGCUGCAGUGACGGGGUGCUAAAGAUCGCUCUGCAUGUCCUGAAGGAAAUGGGCCAAACAGAGCUCGCUAACAAACUGGAGAAAGGUAAGGAAUACGUAUGUAUUAUAUACUUAUGUAUAUGUAUGAUAUGUGAUAUGCUUAGAAAUGCCAUUAUUUGAUAUUGUGCUAUAUUUAACUAGCCUGGUAUUGCCAGAUCAUAAAGUGUGCAUAAAGUGUGAAGGCAAGUUGCCGAGGGCCAGAGCAAAUAAAACAUGAGCACACAGAUUGGUUUAGUUGACAGGCUAAUACUUAACACUAAGUGCA